GUCUGUGGCCGGCAUUGUGUGUGUGUGUGUGUGUUAGUGCAUUGAUGUCUUUGUGUCUCGGUAAGGAGGAGUGGAGCAGCCGGCGUGCUCUAUUGUUUCCUUCCCCAGUCCAGGGCACCAGCCAGCGCCGGCUGCUCCCCCCUCCCCGGUUGAUGCCCACUGCCUGCCCAGCUUCUCCAUAGACUGAGCCACCCCAGAGAGGGCACUUCCAGGGCAGCUGAGAAGUUUCCCCCACCCCCUCCCCUCCGGCCCGGCAGGGAUAAAAUGAAGGAUCUGAAGAAGUAUCUGACAGAAGGUCUGCUGCAGUUCACCAUCCUCUUGAGCUUGGCAGGGGUGAGGGUGGACCUGGACUCCUAUCUGCCCCCCAUCCGUGAGAUCAUUCUGGGGACCAGCUCUGCCUACUCUCAGAUCCCCUUCCACAGCCUGAGGGACACUUGGGAAGGGGCCAGCUUGCACCCCAAGAGCCCAGACCUGGACUCCUUCUUCACUGCUAGGAGACUGCUGGACGAGGUGAGGGCCCUAGGGGACCCCCUCAUCCCCAGGACCGAGGUGAGUGCCUGGCUGGUGCAUGCAGUGUCUGAGGAUGCUGAGCCUGUGACACUUGGUGCUGCACAGACUGUGCUCAGCACCGACUCCAAUGAGGACACUGAUAACAGCAGCAAUGAAGGCCCCAGCCAGCAACCUGCAAGGAACAGCAACCUACAGCAAAGCCAUGCAGCCCCAUCCCAAUCACAUAUUGGGACAAGGGCCACCCCAAACCCCCCUGCAGAUUAUACCAAAGAGACACAAGAGGAGAAGCUGGGGUCCAAUCCAGGUUCAGGUUACAGUUACCUACAAAAUGAACAAGCGAAAACAGGAAUAGAAGAAGACGUAUCUCCCCAAAGCAGAGAGGAAGAGAGUACAUUAGGGGUUAAUAGUGAUGGGGGUCUACCAAACGCCAACAGUGAUGUAAGAACAGAGAUCAGCAGAAACUCCUCCGAGCCUUCGCUUUUCUUUGAAGAAUUUAUUCAGCUGCUAGCACAAACGGAAAAUGCACUUGAGGGUACAAGUGAAAAUACUCUUCACUCUACGCAGCCAAAUUUCAGAAUGCCGACUGGAAACUCUGUGGGAGAAUUAUGGCAAGACUUUCUGUCUCUGCCUGAUUUGAAUAUAACACUGGAAGGUAUUCAACCUGAUACCAACAUCAACAAUGGCUUGAAUCCCUCGACACAGUUCAAUGUUGACUUUACACAAGCAAUUAGCCAAGAUGUAAGUCUACAGGAAGCCAUGUUCCUGUCAAACCAGACUUCUAGAACACAUGAAGAUUUUACACAGAUCCAAGCAAGUCUUCUGCAAUUAAACUCAAGUUCUGACCCUGAAGAGUCUUUGGGUGCACCUAAUCUUACUGCCUUGUUUCCCCCUAUGGACAAUAGCACUAGAAACUUAACUCAUCAAGAUCUUCUUUCUGGUCUUGAUGAGAAUGUAUUUGACGAGAUUAAUUUAAUGUCAUUAGCACUAGAAGAAGGGUUUGACCCACUGGAAGUUUCUCAGUUAUUUGAAGAACCAGACUCAGACUCAGGACUUUCUUUAAAUUCAAGCCAUAGCCCAACAUCUGUGAGUAUUUCUGAUUCAUCCUCAGUUUCUUAUGGAGAGGAUGAAGGAGCAACUGCUUACAGCAGUGAUUCCGAGUCUGUGUCAUAUGAUGGGCUUGAAGGAGCAGUUGGGGGCAAUUGGCCAGAAGUGAAUAAAUUGUGUCGUAUGGAUUAUCAAGAAGACUCUAGCUCUUACGAUGAUGUGACUUUACAAAAUGUACAACAUAAUCAUACGUACAAUCAAAUGUCAAACCAGUCAGAGCCCAGCCCUGAACACCAUUAUGAUUGGCCCGGAAAACCUGGUGGCAGAUUGAGAAGCCCAUGCCCCAGAGGAGUGGAUAAAAACAUUAGCCGCGAUCAACGCCGUGCUAAAUCCCUACGAAUUCCAUUCUCUGUGGACGAAAUUGUGAGCAUGCCUGUAGAAAUGUUCAACAACAUGUUAUCUAAGCACUUUUUGACCGAUAGUCAGGUAUCUGCUAUACGAGACAUCAGACGGAGGGGCAAAAACAAAGUCGCUGCUCAGAAUUGCCGCAAACGUAAACUCGAUGUCAUUUUAAAUCUAGAGGAUGACGUGUCUCAGCUGAAAGCCCAUAAGGAAAGACUACUCAAAGAACGGGCUCAGUGCAACAAGUCCAUGAGUAACAUGAAGCAAAAACUGAAUGAGCUUUAUCGAGAUGUUUUUAGCAGACUGAGGGACGAGCAGGGUAGGGCAGUGAAUCCAAGCCAGUAUGCCCUACACUGCAACAGCGAUGGAAGCAUAAUGGUGGUUCCAAGAAGACUGUUCAAAUCAGAACAAAAAAAGGAGACUCAGAAGGAGAAGAAACAGAAAUAAAUUAUUAUGGAUAUGGACCAUGUUAAAAAAGUAGUCAUUAAACAUUAAGUAAAUCUUGAAACUGAGGAUCCGUUGGGCAGAGUGGGUGGCAGAGGGUGCUUUUAAAAGUUAUUAUUUGUUAAAAGUUAAACACUGGAUGUUUAUAAAUUAUGAGCAUGAAAUUCAAGAAUAGCUUUUCUUAUUCUGACAUUUGUUGAGGUGGCAGCUGUAUGCUAAUUUUAAUUAUUCCUCAACAUAGAAUAAAUAUAUGGCAUAGCUGCUUUUUCCUUCAAGAUAUGGCACUAAACUUUAUAAGUUGUUCUGACCUGUUGGUAUGCCACAACUGAAUAUCUGUGCAAUCAUAUUAUAGCAUUGUAGCACACCAGGUUCCUACUACAUGAUGCUUAUAGGUAUUAACAUGGUACAUAAGGAUAACAAAACCUAGAUUAUAAAUUACUAUUCUUAUUUCGAUAACAGAUAAUGGUGGUGGAGCCUGCCUAAAACUAUUUGCAGGCCAAUUUUCUGGUAAAAUUGGAUUAUCAAUGCUUAUGUAUGAACAGAAUGGACAUCUGGCAUGCCUAGGGAAAGAGCAUUGCCACCGUGAAAAAAAACCAAGUGUACCGAAAUACAAAGUGACCUUAGAUUUAGUCUGUCGCACUGGAGCACAUUCCUAAAUUUACAUUUAAUUUCUCUUAGCAAAAAUGUGUUGCUGUAUAUGUUAAUUUAUAUAUGCGUUUUUUUUUUCUGAGGAUAUAAAUUAUGCUUUUUUAUACUUUUUUUAAAUUAGGUUUAUUCUAUCCUGUUUUUCUGAAGAGGUCCUGGUGGCUUUUCAAGGUUCGUUUCCCUAUAUUUAGGACUUAUCAUUUUUAAGCAAGCAGGAGUUGCUGAAUUUAUAUCUCAUUCCUCCAACGUACAUGUUAAUGGCAGAAUUUAUUGUGGGGAUUUUACGUUUUUUAAUUUCCUUAUAAACAUUUGACAAAGAGCUUUUGAUUUAAAAAAAAUAAUAAUAAUAAUUUGUGUUCAAAUUACAGGGAAAAAUGAUUUUCUUUUCAUGUUCGUUUCAGUGUUUUAUAAAUAUUUCGUUUUGCUUUGCAGUUUCGGAUGUUCUGUUUCGUUUGCGAUCUGUUGGGUGUUUUUAUUCAAAUAAGCAUAUCCAUCCAGUAUUUGUAGAACAUAUGCAAAAACAGAAUUGUGUAUGCUGAAUUGAUGAUCAUUACAAGCCUGUUUCAAUUAAGGCUGCAAUAUAGCGAGUUACUGCUAAACCGGAAAAAAAAAUAAUGUUACUACUAAGGCCUAGAUUUAUGAAAUGUGAUAUAGCUUCCGUUAGGCAGAUGUAGCACACAAAGUUUAUAUAAACCUGGCGCAAAUGACUUUUGAUAUAUAAAAAUGCAUGAUCACUAUAGUAGUGUAGACCAGUAAGGGUUGCACUCCAAACCUGGGGCAUAGACAUACUGAUUUACUUUGAUGAUAUUUAGCACAUUGACAAGUUACUAACACUAUAACAUAUUUAAUUAAAUGCUAAAAUGGAUUUAAUAAAGUAGAAUUGAGUCAUCAAAUGUAACCAUCAGUGCAUGGCACUCGCAACAUAGUUAAUCAAUUUGACACAUUUUCCUUCCAGAGGUUGUCCAGCCUUCUCUUCGUAUCUAUAGUGUAAUACCACUUCUGUUCUGGAAUUGUAGCAUGCCCCCUAAGAAGAUAUGUGUGAGACGUCUAGUACUUUAACACUUAAGAUCAGAACUCUUUAAAAAAAAAAAUGCUAUUUACAAUGUGUAGCGUUGCUUCUAUGGAAACGGUAGACCGUGGUUUUGACUAUUUCAGUGCUGUACCACUCACAACAACGCUUAGAGGGACCAGUGACUACCAACAGAACAUUGAUGGCACGCAUGCAGGAGAUUCAUCGCCAUGAUUAAUUGAAACUGCAGCUAAUUAUAUUAUAUCAUGUACACAGUUUUUGUUGUUUGAAAAGUGCAAAUUAUAGACAUAAUGCUUUCCUUUGAAGUACAGCCAUGGCUUUUGUCCCAUGACAGGUCCAUUUUAAUUAAAGUCAGAUUUAAAAGAUCCCUGGCUUUGACUGAGAAUAUUACUGAGAGAAAAAAAUAAUCUUGCAUUUCACGUAGGAGGAAGAUAAUGGUUAUGCAGCCAGUUGACAACCGUUGCAAUUGUGGAAAAUCUAAAUGCCAAAAUUCCAAGACCAAUUUUAGACCAGUACUUAGAAGUUUGCCCUGUAAAAUAAAAAUGUAUUAGGUUGAUUAGGUAGUCAAUAUCUUCAAUGUUUGCAACAGGGAAACCGAGUCAGACAGCAAGUGUUAGUGUAGUAUAUAUGCGAGUGCUCACACACUAAUUGUUAGCAAGCAAUGCAAGUAUGGUAAAUGCUCGGAUUGUGUUUUCUUAUUUACUUGCUAAUGUGCAGUUUAAUUGUGUUAGUUUUAUCUGGUGUUCCAACACUCUUAAAAAUUGUGACGCCCUAGGACAAUUCGUUACCAGGCAGGGGCUGAGAGAACUUUUAUUUAUAUAU
This is a messenger RNA of Pelobates fuscus (common spadefoot toad), 4897 nucleotides long. RefSeq names its product NFE2 like bZIP transcription factor 3 (gene NFE2L3). The transcript is spliced from 5 exons. The coding region runs from base 265 to 2403 and encodes 712 amino acids. Gene Ontology annotation, biological process: regulation of transcription by RNA polymerase II. The record is from RefSeq and is a predicted model, not a curated record. Gene Ontology annotation, molecular function: DNA-binding transcription factor activity, RNA polymerase II-specific; RNA polymerase II cis-regulatory region sequence-specific DNA binding. NCBI's taxonomy places the organism in Eukaryota, Metazoa, Chordata, Amphibia, Anura, Pelobatidae. Gene Ontology annotation, cellular component: nucleus.